AGUAUGUUGUAUAGCUCUGCCUAGGGACUGUCUGCAAGGAAUAAAACCGUUCUAAAACUGUGUUUUGGUGAUAUAAAGUACGAUGUCCCAACAUGGGUACAUGGACAGCAUGAUUCAAGAACCAGAAUUUGAAUCAGAAGGCUCAAAGAUGGCGCUGUGGGCCAAAACCCAACAGCUGCAGGGCGACGCCCUCCGCCAGAUAAAGGAGGUGUACGGAUCCAGGUUUCCAAUCGAAGUUCGGCACUAUUUCGCACAGUGGAUUGAGCAACAGCCUUGGCAAGAGAUAGAUGAAGAUAACCCACAGCAUGAAGGCCUUGCCAAGCAGCUUUUUGACGGCAUCGUAAACCACUUACAAAAUAAAUCUGAGGAACUGAACAGUGACGACAUGUUUUUAGUCAAAUUGAAGUUUCAGGAGGUUGCUACUUCUUUCAAGGAAUUGUAUGGCAGUAAUCCGCUGAACCUUGUUCGGGUUGUCAAGAACGGUUUGGCAACGGAAACGCGGCUUGUCCAACAGGCUGAGCAGGCGCAGACACAGAACCUCGUCCACGGAGCGCAGCCAGAAAAACACCGAGUCCUACAGCAGCAAUUUGACUUUCUUCAACGAAAAACACAGGAAACCGAACUUGACCUCCGGCAGUUACAACAUAAGCAGGAAUCCUUCAUCAUUCAGUACCAGGACAGUGCAAAAAUUAAUGCUCAGAUAGCACAGCUUGCUAACCAACCAAAUGGGCAGACGAAGGUUGAAUACGAAGAGAAACUGAAGAAACAGAAAAGUAUGGUGGAAUUACAACUCACCCAUAAAGCACAGGAGAUUCUCGAGGCGAGAUUAGCUCUAGCAGAGAAGCAUCUGACAACGUUUCAGUAUCUGAGCACAGUGCAGACGCGUGUCUUAGAGGAAGAGUUGAUUGACUGGAAACGGAAGCAGCAGUUGGCAGGAAAUGGCGGCGACAUGGACGGAGCCGUUUCACUGGAAAUGCUGCAACAAUGGUGCGAGACACUGGCCGAUCUCAUCUGUAUUAACCGGCAACAAGUGAAGAAGGUGGAAUUAUUGCGUACGCAGCUACCAAUCGAUGUACCAUUGGACCGAGAGGAUCUCCUGCCCCGACUCUUCACAACCAUUACUGGCCUGCUAUCUUCUCUGGUCACCAGCACGUUUAUAAUCGAGAAACAACCACCGCAGGUUUUGAAAAAGGAUUCGCGGUUUAUGGCAUCAGUCCGGCUUCUUGUCGGAGGCAAAUUGAACGUUCACAUGAAUCCACCUCAGGUUAGGGCAUCAAUUAUUAGCGAGGCACAGGCGCGAGGUCUGCUGAGGAGUGAGAAAAGUCCAAAGACUGAGAACAGCGGCGAGAUCCUGAACAAUGUUGGUACGAUGGAGUAUCAUCAAGCUACUGGACAGCUUAGUGUAACGUUUAGAAAUAUGCAAUUAAAGCGAAUCAAAAGAGCAGACAGAAAAGGUACCGAGGCCGUGACAGAAGAGAAGUUCUCCAUCCUCUUUCAGUCCCAGUUCAGUGUUGGUGCUGGAGAAUUAGUGUUCCAAGUCUGGACCUUAUCACUGCCUGUCGUAGUGACAGUUCAUGGGAACCAGGAAUGUAAUGCCUUGGCCACUGUUUUAUGGGAUAAUGCAUUUGCAGAACCGGGCCGUCAACCGUUCUAUGUGCCAGAGAAAGUUCCUUGGCCGCUUUUAGCUGAAGCGUUGAAUUGUCGAUUCAGGUCUGCUGUCGGAUCUGGACUCUCCAUAGAAAACACUGUUUAUUUGGCGCAGAAACUUUUUGGUUCAAAUCAAGAAGAUUUCUCGAACCAGUCUGUGAGUUGGUCUCAGUUUAAUAAAGAGCAGCUUUCUGGAAGGAAUUUCUCAUUCUGGGAAUGGUUCUACGCCAUACUUAAACUGACCAAGGAGCAUCUUCGGAGCCACUGGAAUGAUCGUGCAAUCCUAGGUUUCGUUGGUAAAGGCCUUGCACAGGAUGUGUUAAUUAGGCAGCCAAAGGGCACGUUCCUGCUGCGAUUCAGCGACUCUGAGGUUGGUGGCGUCACAAUUGCUUGGGUGGCAGAUGAUCCGGCAAAGCCAGGUGAACCUCAAGUUUGGAACUUGGCACCAUAUACAGCUAAGGAUUUCACGAUGCGUAGUCUGGCUGAUAGGAUAAAGGAUCUCACUAACCUUGUAUGGUUAUACCCAGAGCGACCCAAGGAAACCGUUUUUGGCAAAUACUGGACAACAGGCCCAGAGGGCAAAAGCAAGUCCAAGCAUGGCGGUUACGUCGGUUCAGUACUUAAAGACACUAUACCUGAGUUAAUGGAACGGCCCGCGGCACCAAUGGCAUGCUACGAUCAGGCGCAGUCACCUCUCAACAUCCAACCGCUAUCGCCCGCCAGCAGUACGAUGUCACAGUCGCAGUAUGAUCCCUCGUGUAUGGGUGCAGGACAUGGGGUUGUUGACAUGGAUGAUGACAUCGACACCAUCCUUAAUGGAAUGGAUUACGGAGCAGACGAUAUCAGCUCGAUCAACGUCAACGCUCUCCUGGAGAACUUCAACCGGCCAUGAACGCUUUUCAUAGGAUAUUCAGCCACCCAGAGCCCUGAAAUAUAACAAAAAAAACCGUCAUCACAAAGUUACCUGCAGUGGUCUCUGGGGUAGACUUUUCAGCUUGCCAUACAGAUAUUUGACUGUUUAAAUUGAAGGUUAACCUCGAAAUAGAUUUGUGGGUGAAACAAACUCUAAAUUGUUUACGAAGAUAUUGUGCGAAGAUGAAUAAGUUAUGUGGCGUUGCAUCUUUUGGGACGAUGAUUUUAUGAUGUGGUUGUAUCCAUAGCCAGGCUUUGUUGAUUCUUAUCAUGAAGUUCUUCGGCAUUGAUCAGUUGUUAGUUUUUAAAGGGAAUUUCCCCUCAAGUGCAAUUUUGGUGUUGUUUUCAUCGUCGGGUGUAUAAAUAAAAAAAUUGAAAAGCUGUUUGCAUGAUUAUCAUAAAAAAUGUUUUAAGUGAGAUGUCUAAAUUUUAUUGAAUCUAAUUCACCACCAUUUCUUUUCUUAGUAUUCUUUUGCAUCCUACCUUGCCUGAUCUAAUCAAGUGUAAAAGAUUACCCCCAGGGGCCCAUUAACUUAUGCUGAGAGAAAAGAUGAAAGUUUUCAUUUGAGGGGAAAUCACUGAGAUCUCUGAAAUCUAUACAGGUAUGUUGGAAAAAUAGAGAAACUUGAAGACAGUGAGAACCAUCUUGAAAACUUUCACCUUUUUCCGCAGACUAAUUUGGGCCCUUUGAUUCUGUCAAGCUGAAAUGUAUCUAAUGUAAAUUUGUAUACAUUCUCACCAUUUUAUAAGUAACUUGUAGAUUUGUACUAUCUUAUUCUUAGACUUCUAUGUUUAAAUGAAACUAUUUCCCUUCAUACAUGUACUUUUUAUUUGUCUUCUAUUACCGUACUAUGAUGCAAAGUCAUGAGAGCUUGAAGUAAUAUUUUGAACGAUGGGCUGCCUGAUGUGGGUUUUUGUUAGGUCACAAGACUAAUUUUGAUAAUAUGCUGGAUUUACAAUGUAGCUCCAGUUGUUGAGUUUUUGAUGUUGUGCCGGUAUACGUGAGUUGUUUUGUAGUCUGGGGAUAUCUUGAUUGUGUUCAGCAUGUCUUACUGCUUAUUUCUAUAGUUGGUAAAUAUGGCCUGAAAUGCUUGAUUUUGGCUUGGGUUUUCCUGCAGGUUUCAAGUCCUCUGAAAAGGAUACACAGUAAAGCCUCCCUAUUAAGGUCACCCCAGGGAUUGUCAAGUACUGUCUUCAAUAGAAGAGAGGUUAAGAGGUCAAAUUGGAUGGAAAGUGCCAAUUUAGAACAAAAUCCAGUGUCAAUAAAAGUGAGGGUUUCCUUAACAGGCAGGGAUUCCAGGAAACAUAGUACAUGUAUGAAAUAUUUAUAUUAUCAAACUGUGCUUGAAUAUCGGGAUGCAUUUUAAGAUUUGUCAUUUUUCUUUCAGACUGCAAAAUGACUUUGUAACACCCCAAAGUGUUGUAUGUUUAUGAUAGAUACAUAUUUACUUUAUAAGGCAGACUGUGUUAUGCCAUUGAAUGUUGUUGUGUUCUCGUGCAAGUAUCUUUACUACUGCUGCUAAGCUGUUUUUGCACAUUGUAAGUUAGUUGCUAAAAACUAUCAGGGACUAUCUUGUGCCAUUGUCAAUUAUAUGCCGAGUAACAUGGGAGUAAUUCAGCCAAGAGUGACUUGCUAAAGGUUUUCAAAGUGGUCAGUUAUAUACCGAAUUCUGCUUCUUCAGUGAUUGUUUUCUCCAAAGGAGCGUGGUGUUGAAUAUGCACACACAGUGUACAUUUCUGUAUUAAAAGAGCAAAAUAUGGUAAUGAAAAAUACUUAAUAUUCAUUGAAAAGAACGUAAAUAUACCCCAGAUAAUCUGCUCUCUCUUCAAAAACUGUUUCUUUUAAUAUUUUUGUAUAAAAUGUAUGUUGUAUAAUAAGUGUAGAUAGUUAGAUGUAGCUAAAUCAUUGUUUGCUUUAACCAAGAAAGGAUGGAUAUUGGUGGUAUUAUGACUGACUAUUGGCAUCACUUGGUGUAAGACUAGAGAAAGGAAAUGGGUCUAGUUAAACCACAAGUUAACUUGUACCCUUCAGCAAAGACGUGUAUUAUUCGCUUAGUGUCCCUGAAAAUAAAUAUCAACAGUUUGAUAAGAUAAGAAUCUCUACGUGAUUGUCCUGUGGCUUAGUAUUAAUAUAUAAAUAGUACAGUGACACUAUACAGUGUGUUCCAAAAAAUUUUGAUUGUUUGAUUUCCCUCUCAUAAAUUCAGAUGUGAAAAACACAUACUAUAGAUCCAUGCACUUGAUUGGGAACAACGUUUACAUAAUGUGGUGUUGAUCGUCGUCACGUCACCAUGCAGUUUUACAUCAGUGUAACGUGACGUGACGCGAAGUCUUCGUAAACGUUAUUCCCAAUCAAGUGCAUCGAUCUAUUGUUAAUAGUAACUUGACGUCGACAUCAUUACCAGCCAUUAGUUUAUUAGAGUCUUGCUUGCACAUUCUAUAAGUGAUAUUAAUUUCCAUCCUUUGAGGGUUAAUACAGGGCAUUUGACCCCUUGCUAUCAUUAAUGUAUACACAUACCUUAUCAUGUACAAGUUCAUAUCAAAACUGUCAUGUAUAGCCAGUAUCAGUAAAAUCAUAGUGUAUUUUAAACCUCA
Molecule: messenger RNA, 5154 nt
Organism: Lineus longissimus
Lineage: Eukaryota; Metazoa; Nemertea; Pilidiophora; Heteronemertea; Lineidae
Product: signal transducer and activator of transcription 5A-like
Exons: 18
Coding region: 83-2539 (818 amino acids)
Biological process (GO): regulation of transcription by RNA polymerase II; cell surface receptor signaling pathway via JAK-STAT; defense response
Molecular function (GO): RNA polymerase II cis-regulatory region sequence-specific DNA binding; DNA-binding transcription factor activity, RNA polymerase II-specific
Source: RefSeq, a predicted model, not a curated record